This is a messenger RNA of Aphanomyces astaci, 1462 nucleotides long. RefSeq lists its product as hypothetical. Gene Ontology annotation, biological process: interstrand cross-link repair. NCBI's taxonomy places the organism in Eukaryota, Oomycota, Saprolegniomycetes, Saprolegniales, Verrucalvaceae. The record is from RefSeq and is a predicted model, not a curated record. Gene Ontology annotation, cellular component: Fanconi anaemia nuclear complex. The coding region runs from base 5 to 1420 and encodes 471 amino acids. The transcript has 4 exons.
CGCAAUGGAAUUGCGAGCGACUCUUGUUGCGGCUGCAGUCAAGGGUGGAGUCCAUGGCGUAGCAGCCCACAUCGACGACCACGUGGGCGAUCUUCAUUCGUAUCUCUCGUGUGUUCUGGAUGCACAGGACUUACCACUUGGCGUCAAACGAGUCAUCUGGAGCGGCAUGGUGCAUCGAGCCACGAGGUUUGCCGCCGCCAUGGACGCAACUCGUACAUCGCAUGCGUUGACGCUGAUCUCUGCUGUCGAAACAGAUCGGUAUGUGAAUCAUCUAGCACGUCUUGUGUUCCAAGCGCAGAAACCACCACCUCCAGCCGCUUGGAUGCCCAGCGUGGACACGUGCGUCAUCGCUCGGAUGUCUGUGCCCACUUGUAACGUCAGUACCGGCAAGCGCGCCGUUGACGUCGACUUGACAAAGCCUUCUUCCCCAUCAACCCCGUCAAGUAAACGAAUCAAGGUGGACGACGACCACGAUAGCGGCAUCCCUGCUGCGCCACUAGACCCCAUCGACCCCAUCGACGACAUUACGUACCUCGCCAUGAAGAUGGACAAACGAGCUAGCGCAUCUCAGGUGUCAACAUCCGUCCCAUCAUCCGCACCUCUUCCCAUCGAGCCGCUUGUACUUCCCGACGAGAUCCUGGCCCUGGUCUCGUCCAUCAAGUCAACACCAUCUUCCUCUACAACCAGCGACAUUACCAGCCGAUGCGACGCCAUCCUCCAUGCCGCGUCGUCGUUGCUGCAACUCCCCGAGUAUUGCUCCACCGUGUAUUUAGAGUUGCUGUGUUCGACACUGGCGCUAACUUCCCUCUCCGACGACGCUGUCCUCGUCUUAACCACCAAACUCGUGGAGGCCAAGUGGACCAGCUACGACACUGCGGUCGUGUUGGAGUCGACGCUGCUGGUGCGCGUCCAAGCGGCGACCUCCGCUAUCCCCCGCUCCCUCCUUAAAGCCCUGCAGGUGGUGGCCACAUCCCUUCCGCACAUUGCCAUCGACCGCAUCCUCGUGCCCGUCCUUACUAGCGCCACCGCGAACGCGCCUCAAUGCGAAGCCAUGACCCGGCUCGUGCGCGACGGUCUCGGGCCGUCCCUGACGCCGCUGAUUGUUACGCGACUAAUCGCCGCCAACGUCCUCCACAGCCCCCACGACCGCGUCCUGCUGGUCGUGCAGCAGAUCUUCAACGCCAAAGCCCCUCUCGCCCAGGACGCCAUCGACCUCGUCGUCCACGCACUGGCCCGCGCUGUGUCUGCCUCCCCCGCCACCACCACCGCCUCCAUCAAGUUUGCGUCCGUGCUGUUCACCGUCGUCACCAAGUACUCGGCGCUGUGUGUCCGCCACCGCGACGCGCUCCUUGCGAUCGCCACCAAGUGCACGUCGAGCAUGGCCAAAACAGCGCUGCGAGCUAUCGACAAGCUGGCAUGACGUUGUCGUAGCGAUAAUAUAUAAUAUAUCAUAACACACAAG